Doryrhamphus excisus (bluestripe pipefish) is the source of this 1383-nucleotide messenger RNA. RefSeq names its product cytidylate kinase (gene cmpk1). Gene Ontology annotation, biological process: pyrimidine nucleotide biosynthetic process; 'de novo' pyrimidine nucleobase biosynthetic process. Gene Ontology annotation, molecular function: ATP binding. The record is from RefSeq and is a predicted model, not a curated record. Lineage: Eukaryota; Metazoa; Chordata; Actinopteri; Syngnathiformes; Syngnathidae.
CCAAUUGCGGAAGUAGUGUCCUUUAGUUCUUUCAUACGUAAGUGACACGCAUUCAACGGCUCGCCGGGUUGUUUCCUGUCUUCGCUGACUGGCUGGUUCACAUCUCGGGCCAGUGUGGCUGGUUUAUGAUCGGUCGUUUGGUUAGCAACGUAGCGAAGAGGCUGCCGAGCGUGUUAUACCGGGGGUCGAUGAUGACGAAGCCGCAGGUUGUGUUCGUUCUGGGCGGGCCUGGCGCCGGCAAAGGGACCCAGUGCGCCAAAAUCGUGGAGAACUACAACUAUACCCAUUUGUCAGCUGGAGACUUGCUGAGGGCAGAGCGUGCCAGAGAAGGAUCAGAGUUCGGACAACUCAUUGCCACUUUCAUCAAGGAAGGCAAAAUUGUCCCUGUGGAGAUCACCAUCAACUUGCUUAGAAAGGCAAUGGAGGAAACCAUGCAAAAAGAUGAGCAAAAGUACCGUUUCCUUAUAGAUGGGUUUCCUCGCAAUGAGGACAACCUCCAAGGUUGGAACAACGUCAUGACUGGAAAAGCAGAUGUCAAAUUUGUGCUUUUCUUUGACUGCGGCAAUGAGGUUUGCAUCAAAAGAUGUUUAGAACGAGGGAAGAGCAGUGGACGCACAGAUGACAACAGAGAAAGCCUGGAGAAACGAAUCCAAACAUACCUGCAGUCCACACGGCCGAUUAUCGAGCUGUACGAGAAGCAUGGCAAGGUGCGUUGUGUGGACGCUUCUCGUUCUGUGGAGGAGGUCUUUGCUGACGUCCAGCUCAUCUUGAACAAAGAAGGUUGACUUCUCUCCCACUGUCGGCACUGCUCAUUUUUUUUACCUUUUUACUUUUCUUUUUAUCAUCUGCCAGUUCAUCAUGAUUACCAUAAUGUUUAUAUGUGCAUUCAUUCACGUCUUUAUACUUUCCGUUACUUUAUGAUUUUCUUUAUCUUAAAAAAUCUGCACUGUUUUGUUGUUGUGUAGGAAGCAGUAUAAACGAAUAAUGAAAAGUAGAGCAGCUCAUAGAGAAAACAACGGAGGCUCAUCUGCACUUUUGUCUUCCGUCAUAGUUUGAGGGCUUUGUAUAGGAACAAAAUGUUCUGUUGCCAGACAUGAAUCGCAGAUGUCCUUGCAAUAUGUGGUUGAAACAGGAAGCAAGUGGUGCUUUCAGACCAAACCAUGUUGUCAUGAAUGAAGGGAAGCCUAUAAGGUCUAAAACUGCUGGUUUUCACAUCGUUAUCUGCCUUAUAUAUUUCAUGAACGUGUUUUCACGGUCGUGACCAAGUAGGGCUUUGUCACAUGGAGUAUUUGUUAACAAAACUGCACAGUGUCAUAUCCACACCUCCUGACAUGACAGACAGUUUGUUACAUCUGCAGAAAAUAAAACAAGUUGAAACAAUUC